AGCACGGGUCUAAGGCCUCUGACCCUGGGAGGGUGAUGUGGAAUUGGAGGUCAAACUCAAGGCCUUACUUAUGCCACGCUAGGCAAACCCUCUCUUCCCUUCUACAGCCUCGGUUCAGUAGCACUUCUGACCCCGGACCUCACCAGUCAGGACUGGAGCGAAACUGUCUCGGGGAGGAGCAGAGGAGAUGGAGCUCUGUUCACAGACACGUGCUUGUUGGAAAAGUACUGCAAAGAGGACUGCUGGGACUCGAGCAUGACAGUUCCCAUUCUGGCCGAACCUGUGGCCCUGACUUCAGGGCUCUUGGUCCUGCACUGAGCUGCUCAGUUUCAGGACAGCGUCCCUGUGUUCACUUCACGGCCAGGUGCUCAGAUGGACGAAGUGAGCUGUGUGCCUUAGGAGGGAGGCAAGGAGCAAAGGGGCAACCUGACUUCAGGGAACCUCCAAGAACUACUGAUUGCCAGCAGUCAAGUGUACUGGGUGCCCAGGGGACAGCUUCCCUCUAACUGGCUGGGCAGGCUGCUGAAGGAAGAGCUGGCCUCUCGCUGAGGCAGUCAUGCAGACCUGAGAUGACAAGCACAAGGCUGGCAGGCUGGUCCCUGGGUAGAUGGAUCACCUGAUAUACACACUGGAGCGCAAACCCGGGGAUUGGCUCAGAACAGGGGCUGUGUUGAUCCAGCUGCUGGGCUUUGGCACCCUGUCAAUCUGCUGUCUGCUCAGAAGCCUAGAAAUAGUGCCGGGGCAGUCAGCUGGGCUGUGAGAAAGGAGGCAGCCAUGCAAGUGCUCACUAAGCGUUACCCCAAGAACUGCCUGCUGACUGUCAUGGACCGGUACUCGGCUGUGGUGCGGAACAUGGAGCAGGUGGUGAUGAUCCCCAGCCUUCUGAGGGAUGUGCAGCUGAGCGGGCCUGGGGGCUCGGCCCAGGAGGGAGCCCCUGAUCUCUACACCUACUUCACCAUGCUCAAGGCCAUCUGCGUGGAAGUGGACCACGGGCUGCUGCCAAGGGAGGAGUGGCAGGCUAAGGUGGCCAGCAGCGAAGCCAGUGAGGGUGAGAAUGGAGCCGCUGAAACAGAAGAGGCUGAGGAAGACAGGAUCUCGGAGGAGCUGGACCUGGAAGCCCAGUUCCAUCUGCACUUCUCCAGUCUCCAUCGCAUCCUUACCCACCUUACCCGGAAAGCCCAGGAAGUGACGAGGAAAUACCAGGAAAUGACAGGACAGGUCCUGUAGGUCUCCGGCUCUAAGGAAGGUAAUGGUGGCCAUGCUAGUGGGUUAUAAUCCAUAAAGGAAUGGUGGUGUAACUUAGGAGCAGGCCAAGUGAGCUGUCAUACCAGGGUGUUGGGACUCUCACUUGGGAAGGCCCAGAACUGGGCCUGCCUCUCUAGCCUUCUCACCCAGGAUUGAUAAGCAAUGACUACGAACUCCUACAGGGAACAGAAAUGUAGCCUAGGAACACAUCCCUCCUGAGAACCUGUGUGUGUGAUGUGCAUUUGUUAGUAAACACAUAGAUGUCUGUAGAUUGACUCAAAUCAGUGUAUUCUCAAGGUCAGCUUUUUAAAAACUUUGGGAUUAUUUCUGUGUUCUAGUUUGGGGUGGGGGCACUGUGCAUACAUGGCAUACGAUUGGAGGUCAGAGGACGACAUGUAGGUCCGAGGGAUUGAACUCUGAUCACCAGACUUGGUGGAAGGCACCUUCGUCUGCUGAGCCAUCUGGCUGGCCCUUUAUGAAGUUAUUAUUCCUGGGUGUGUGAACAUGGUGUGUGCUCCGGACGAGCGUGCUUUGGUGUGUGCAGAAGUCAGAGGACAACUUGGGGGGGGGUCAGUAUCCUCCUUCCACCUUUAACUUUCAGGAACCAAACUCAGGUCACCAGGUGAACUUCACCCGCUGAACCGCCUCACCAUUCCAAAGCCCCACAGUCACUUCUCCUCCGCUUUUCUUCCCCCACCCUUUUUUAAGAUAGGGUGUCUCUAUAAAGCUCUGGCCCUGCCUCCACCUCCAGAGUGCCAGGAGUAAAGGUAUGUAUCACUAAGCUCAGCUUCCAAGUCAAGUUCUUAGCAGGGUGCGGUGGCACACGCCUGUACUCCCAGCACUUGGGAAAUUUGAGGCCAGCAGGCAGAUCUCUCUGAGUUCCAGGCAAGCCUGGUCUACGAAGUGAGUCCAGGACAGACAGGGCUACACAGAGAAACCCUGUCUCAAAACACCAAAACAACAACAACAAAACAAAAAAAACAACCACAAAAAUAAAACAAAGCUAAGUUUUUUAGAAAUCUAAUUAUAAACCAGGCGUGGUGGCACAUGCCUGUAAUCCCAGCACUCCCUGGGGAAUUUGAGGUCAGCCUGGUCUACAAAGCAUAUCCAGGACAGCCAAGGCUACACAGAGAAACUCUGUCUCAAAAAAAACAAAGACAAACAAACAAAUGAACCCAACAACAAAUCUGUCCGGGCUGUUCUCAAAUUUGCCAUCCUCCUGCAUGUCUCUCAAAUUCUGGGACUGAAGGUGGCACUAAAGAUGAGGUUUUUGUUUUCAUUUUGCAAGUGAAGAUCCUUACCAAGGAAGAUGUAUUUGUGUAAAUGUGCACUGUGAAUUCUAUGUGUGUGCGUGCGCGUGCGCUGUCUCAUAACAUGGAGAACUAUCCUUUCCUGGCACAUGGGGCCAUGUAGGGAAGACUGCUCACAGCACCCCUGAAACUAGCACAGAUGCUCCACCUAUCCGUGCAAACAGACAAAGAGCAACUACUGUGGCUUUUGAGUUAUUUCAGUCACAGGAGGGUGUGGAAGUGCCUGUUGGGAAUUCCUGAGCCCAUGCAUCGAGGCUGGGUUUGUGAAACGAGAAUAAACAGCAAACAAACAGGCCAUGAUACAGAGUAGCAUGUAGGAAAAGGGCCAGGGCCAUGGGUCUCUCAUAGCAGGGAUUGGGAGAAAUCGGAUAACAGUGUCUGCUGGUUUUGACGGUGGGCCGCUUGCCAGCCCGACUUCAUUAUAGCAGGCAUCAGUUACAAAGCCCUUUAUACAGGACUGAGAGACCAGAUCAGCACCUCCAGGGAGGCUGAGAUGGCUCGGCAGGUAAAGGCACCUGCCACCAAGUCUAACACCCUGGUAUUGAUCCCUGGAACUCACAUGGUAGAGAAUGGACUUCUGCGAGUUGUCCUCUGUCCCCGACAUAGGCACUGUGGCUUAUGCACUGCACCCUUCAGCGUAAAAGAAUUGCACCUCAUUUGCUAGGAAGGGGAUUAGAGUAGGUAAAUUGAGCGACCCGUCUGAGGUCAUGUAGUUAGUGAAGGGACAAAAGCUGGGUGAGACAUGGUGUACUCUAGCACUCAGAGGUGGAGGUAGAAUUGGUAGUUCAGGCUAGCCUCAAAUACUAAAACCUGACCAACAAGCAAAGAGCAAAACUGGCCCCGACUUUGAGCUGAACGUUCUUUCCAACAUACUCAUUCUUUGCCAUUUUAGAAAGAUGGAGAAUCAGCACGCCUCCCUCCCCCAGAGACUAGACAGAAAUUCCGUGCCAAGUACUGUCCUAGCUGUUUUCUUUUCUCCACUUCAAACCAGAACUGUCAACCUCAGCCCUAUUUCCCUCUCCCCUUGAGGCUUUCCGGGCUACCUUCCAAAGGAUCUCCUUGAAUUCAGCUAGGCUGAGUCAACAGCCAGGGGUCUCAGGGGAGCUGAGCCUCAAUCCUACACCCAUCACAAAACAACAAAGAGCUGUGAAGCUGUGGAAAAGCUGCUGUCAUUCCUUGUUUGUUUCUUCACUUCACAGUAAUAAUAGUAAUGAUAAUGACUGGCAUUUGAAUAGUGUUUAAAUUACUUGCAUAUGAAUUAUUUAAUGAAUCAUCAUUACCUUAAAAUGUUAUUGUUGAACGGGUAUGGAUUUAGCUCACUGGUAGAACACUUGCCUAGUUAGCCCAAGGCCCUGGGUUUGGUCCUCAACCCCCUCCUAGCAGAUGGGGAGAAACUUUUGUUAUUGUUGUAUGUACAGACUGUGCGCGCAAGCACACGGAGGCUCCUGUGCUGAAAAACAACUUUAAGUUGGUCUCCCCUUCUGACAAGGGUUCCAGGCAUGGCAGUACAUGCCUUCAGUUCCAGCACUUGGGAGGUAGAGGUGGGAGGAUCAGAAGUUCAAGGCCACCCUACAAUACAUAGCAUGCUUGAGGUCAGAAUGUGCUACACAAGUCCCUGUCCCAAAACCUAAACCAAGCCAAACCAGACAACAGAGAAGGAAAGAAAACAAAAACAAUCCAAAAGCCCCAGAGAACUGAGAAGAUGACCCCAGUUGCCUGCCCUGGCUUGCCUCUCAUUCUUGCCUUCCACACUGGUGGGUUUUGUGCUCCUUACAACACAGCCUGCAGCCUAGGGUGGAAAUGGCAACUGGGAACGGCAGAGGAGGUAGAAACCACACUCUCCGACUAGACAGCUUGAAAGGCUAGAGCAGCACUUCUAUACCAUAAUAGUACAACUCUGACCUGGCCUUCAUUCGUGGAGACGGCAUGGCGUGGCAGAGGUUCAAAAUCCUAGGUUCUUCUCUCGGCUUCACUGUCACUCUGCCUGCCACUCUCGCCUGAGGACAAGCAGCCCCAGCACUGGUGGCCUUUGACGCAGUGGUUCUCAACCUGGGGGUCAAAGGACCCCUAAACCCACCGCAAAACACAGAUAUUUACAGUAGCAAAAUUACAAUUAUGAAGCAGCAACAAAAAUAACUGUAUGGUUAAAAUAAUCUUGGGGGCCGCCAGCACAGGAGGAACCGUCGAAGGGUCGCAGCCUUAGGGAGGUUCGGAAGCACGCUCUUCGCCUCAGGCUUGAAGCGCUACAAGUGCUGUUUGUUGAAGCGCAAACAGCAACAUCAGCGUUUCUUACCGUUUCAGUAGGCGUGGGGCAGUGGUUGGUUGAAGUUGUAGACAUUUGGCUUUUUAAACAUUUCCACAUGCUACAGGUCACCUUACAGGAGAGAGGGAAGACGGACGAGGACUCAGCGGUGCAGCAGCCUUGAGACCAGAAAGGAAGGCCUGGGGCAGCUCAAGUGAGGGCGACUGUGUCUCCGGGCUUCCCCACCCCCCUCCGAGCGCCUCCGUGGACUCGGCUGCAGACUUACCUUUAAGAUGGUUGCUGCGACUCCCAACUUGUCUUCGUUGUCUUAGCGGUCUGAGGUUCGCAGGCAGCAAGGAUCCGUAGAAAGCAAAGGUACAAGCAAGUGGCCGACGUUAUCAGCUCACCUCUUGGAUGUCAGUUAGUGCCUGGGUCAUAAGUUAUUCUCUGGAGGCAAAAUUCUGCCACGUAUAAAACAGGGCUGCUGUGUCUACCUCACAAGGUUACUGAACGGAAACAAAGGCUCGGAAGUACCUAGCAUGCGCAGACGACUGAACGGCGGGGUCUCUCGUACUUUUCUUGGGGUACAUGCUAUGUGUAGCUCUUGGUCCUCACCCCGGGAAAACGCUGAGGUAGCUGACUGUGCAGAUGAGCUAUUCACCCUGUUGGAUCUGAUGACCACCGAUGAGGCUGAGCACAGGUGAACUGUGAACCUAAUUAUUGCAGUAGCAAUUAAAAGAAAAAAACAAA
This is a messenger RNA of Meriones unguiculatus (Mongolian gerbil), 5547 nucleotides long. RefSeq names its product thyroid hormone responsive (gene Thrsp). Gene Ontology annotation, biological process: regulation of lipid biosynthetic process. The record is from RefSeq and is a predicted model, not a curated record. The transcript has 2 exons. The coding region runs from base 775 to 1227 and encodes 150 amino acids. NCBI's taxonomy places the organism in Eukaryota, Metazoa, Chordata, Mammalia, Rodentia, Muridae. Gene Ontology annotation, cellular component: cytosol.